This is a messenger RNA of Dovyalis caffra, 1302 nucleotides long. The record is from the annotation of a GenBank genome assembly. Lineage: Eukaryota; Viridiplantae; Streptophyta; Magnoliopsida; Malpighiales; Salicaceae.
AUGGGGAGGCAAUCUUGCGGUUACAAGCAGAAACUAAGAAAAGGCUUGUGGUCCCCGGAAGAAGAUGAGAAGCUUUUGAGGUGCAUUACCAAGCAUGGACAUGGAAGCUGGAGCUCUGUCCCCAAGCUGGCUGGUCUUGAAAGGUGUGGAAAGAGUUGCAGGUUGAGGUGGAUGAAUUACUUGAGACCAGACUUGAAGAGAGGCACAUUCUCAAGUCAGGAAGAGAACCUCAUAAUCCAACUUCAGUCAGUUCUAGGCAACAGGUGGUCUCAAAUUGCAGCACAAUUACCAGGAAGAACGGACAAUGAAAUAAAGAAUCUAUGGAACUCUUCCAUUAAGAAGAAACUCUUGCAGAAAGGUAUUGACCCCAGCACCCACAAGCCACUUUCUGAGAUUAAGCUUUCUACCAGCAAGAGCCCUGAGAAGGCUUCAAGAGAACUGGAUGCAGUGAUCUCACUCAAUCUCAAGGCAGAUAGUUCAAAGCCAUCACUCAUUGAUGUAUCAAGCUGUAAGAUUGAAAAAAGAGAUGACAAUUUGAAUGCCUCCAAAUCCAGUGCCCACCAGGAAUUCUUCCCAAACAACUCUUUGCCAUCCAAUCGAUACCCCAACAUCCAGUUCAACCCUUUAGAUUCAAGUUCUUACCUGCAAUUUCCAGUUCAGCAGUUGAAUCAUGAGCCAAUUACCUCUCGCUUUGAGCACCCAAGUUCCGAAUUAAGGCUUAGCCAGAAGCGCAGGCCUUUUGAGCCAAAUCAAGAAUUUAAUUCCAGAACACUACUACCCACGCUUUCAAGGUCAAUCGCAUCCGAUCAAAUGGACAAUAAAACUUAUACAGGUCUUCCCUCUCAUUCAAUGUGCACAUUCAAUAACAUCCAUUGGGAUUCAAGUAAUUGCAGCAGCAAAAGUAGUGAGUUUUACAACAAGACCUUAUUGGAGAGCAACGUCUUCUCAUGGGGGUUGGCGGAUGAUUGUGGAUCAUCAGACAAGACCUUACAACACCAUUUCUCGGAUGUUGAGACAGCAGAUAUCAAGUGGCCGGAAUAUCUCGACACCCCAUUUCGAGCUGAACACAAUCAACCGACAAAAUUCUCACUUGAACACCAAGUGGUGGCAGGUCCGGUCACAAGGGUACGGACAGUCAACAGCCAUAACAACAGCACGAUCAAAAUACCAGUUGCCAACAGACUCCGCUAUCCCCUGUUAGUCAUCAAUUGCAUGUUAUCGAAAAAUUUCGUAGUAGGGAUUCCCACUGAUGAGGCACAUAGCAGGAUUGUUUUUUGCCCAAAUUGGGCAUAUGACAAGUGA